Molecule: messenger RNA, 663 nt
Organism: Lolium perenne
Lineage: Eukaryota; Viridiplantae; Streptophyta; Magnoliopsida; Poales; Poaceae
Molecular function (GO): nucleic acid binding; RNA-DNA hybrid ribonuclease activity
Source: RefSeq, a predicted model, not a curated record
AUGGCUAGAGUGCCUGCUAUUACCAGCGUGGAGGCGACGGAAGAUGGAGAGAAGGAGGUUGAGAGAGAGGAAGAGCUCCUGGACGGACGGGAAGCGGCAGGAGGCGGCAUGGCUAUCCACUGUUCGGGCGACAAUGCCAAGAAGAAAAAGCAACCUGGUAACAAAAAUCUUAGGUGGGCUAAACCUGUAUCGCGCCAAAUCAAGGUUAAUGUGGAUGGCUCCUUCCUCCAUGAUGAUCAUACAGGUGCUGUUGGAGCAAUCUUAAGAGAUCAUGAUGGACUUUUUAUUGCCGCCUCUACCUUAUACAUCCCAAACUUGGCGUCGGCGGCUUUAGCAGAAGCUAUGGCAUUACGAGAAGGGUUAUCUUUGGCUCACCGUAUAGGUUGUAACAACGUGAUUGCGGAAUCGGACUCUUUAGAAACUGUUGAAGCGUGUACCGGAGCUGAAGUGUGGUGGGGAGACUCGGCUGCUGUCUUCGCGGAUUGUGUUGAUCUCAUGGCCCUUAUUGGUUCAGUGCAAGUCCAGCAUUGCCCAAGAGAAGCUAAUGGUGCAGCUCACGCGUUGGCGAAGUUUUGUUCAUCUGAUAAAAAUUCUUGUAAUUGGGUCGAUGAACCCCCUAGUUUCCUUUUAGAUGUGCUUGUAAAUGAUGUAACUAUCCCGUGA